Messenger RNA from Tauraco erythrolophus (red-crested turaco), 588 nucleotides. Its product is annotated as alpha-1-acid glycoprotein. Lineage: Eukaryota; Metazoa; Chordata; Aves; Musophagiformes; Musophagidae. The record is from RefSeq and is a predicted model, not a curated record.
AUGCUGGCCUCCCUCGCCCUCCUCCUGGGCCUGCCGCUCGCCCUUGCCGAGCCCCCCACCUGCGCCCCACUCGUCCCAGUCACCUUGGACAAUGCCACCAUCUCUCAGCUCCUGGGACAGUGGAUCUACAUCACUGGCGGCUCCAAGUACCCACCUCACCUGGAGGAGCUGAAGGCAGUGAAAUACGCAGCUUUUUCCUUCUCUCCUGGCAGCCAUGAGGAUGAGCUCAAUGUCACUGAAGUCAUGAGAGUGAACAAGACGUGCGUGUUCACGAACACCAGCAAGAUCCGGAUCUUUUGGCACAACUCCACCCUGGUGCACGUCAAUGACCAGGUGGAGUCAAUGGCCAAACUGAUCCAAAGCGACAAGGAUCUGCUGAUCUUGAAGUACACCAACGCUGACUUCCCGGGUCUGAGCCUCUCAGCACGGACAGCCAACGUGAGCAAGGAGCACCUGGAGGAGUUCAAAGCCCAACUGCACUGCCUGGGCUUCACCGAGGACGAGGUGUUCUUCACGUCUGAAAAGGACGCCUGUCCACUGCCUGGAGAGAAGACAACUGAAGGCGACACAGAGCCACAGCUGGGGUAA